AUGAAACCGAUUGAAUACAAUAGCGGCGAUGAUGUUAAUUUGAAUUCAGAUGAAAAAUUGUACCAGUUUAUCUUCAAUGAUCUUAAUAAUAAACUUAUUGCUCAAACAUUACAUGAAAAAAUAGUGCGAUAUGGCCUAAUUAGUGUCGUAUUGUUGUUCACUCUACUCACGUUAAUUUUAGUCUUUUUAAGACCGUGUCAAAUUAUUUGCUAUGAAUUAUGUUUGUGUAAAAGAAAUUGGGAAAUAUUGUCUAACUGGUAUGUUUAUGGACACAAUGGUGCCUAUUAUGUUUUCAAACAUCUUUGUGUAAAGAAAGGAUAUCUAUCACCCGCCUAUCCAAAUUUCAUGCAAUGGUAUAAAGAUGACAAACAGCAAGAAAUAAAACGAAAGAAGAAAAAACUUAAACUGCUAAGAAAAAAAUACAAACAACAACGUUAUAGUAGUAUCAAACAAUUGAAAAUAAAACGAAAAGGGUCGUUAAAUAUCGAUCGAAUGAUGGAAGAAGCACUCUUAGGGGAGGAAGCGAUUUUAACUGUUUGA
Didymodactylos carnosus is the source of this 540-nucleotide messenger RNA. Lineage: Eukaryota; Metazoa; Rotifera; Eurotatoria; Philodinida; Philodinidae. The record is from the annotation of a GenBank genome assembly.